Molecule: messenger RNA, 4508 nt
Organism: Theobroma umbraticum
Lineage: Eukaryota; Viridiplantae; Streptophyta; Magnoliopsida; Malvales; Malvaceae
Gene: SDG25
Product: SET domain protein 25
Cellular component (GO): Set1C/COMPASS complex
Molecular function (GO): protein binding; histone H3K4 methyltransferase activity
Source: RefSeq, a predicted model, not a curated record
GAGCAAGGAGUCAAGAGGGCAAAGGAAUUUUCCUCUCCCCUCCAAGGCUGCAACCAUAGGCAAAUUAGUCCUGAAUAGGGUUUACGAAGACCUGCAGGUGAUAAUGGUUUACCUCUAGUUGGGAAAAGUUGGAGCAGAAUCGUAUUACUCUAUUGGAACCAGAGGAGUUGUGCGGAUUGGCGGCGAGGAUUGGAAGGGCCAGACCAUGGUUUCCUCAACAUCCCCCCUUGACGAAUAUGAUCGCUUUCACGAUUACCCUUUUUUUUCCAGAAAGCGGCUUAAAGUUUCAGAUCGCAGAUCAAAUAUCUAUUCAGGCCUCUCUCCUGAUUCUGCAUCUUCGAUUUGCGGUGAUGAACAAUCUGCAACGGAGAUGAGUUGCCAAUCUAAUGGCAAUAGCAGUGGUGUUCCUCAAUCUUGUAAUGACGAUGGAGGUUCAUGCCAAGACAAGAGUUACGCCAGCUAUGCACCAUCUUCUUUUGCGAGUGGAUGGAUGUAUGUAAACGAACAUGGACAGAUGUGUGGCCCUUACAUCCAGCAGCAAUUAUACGAGGGUUUAUCUACUGGUUUCCUGCCUGAUGAGCUCCCUGUUUAUCCUGUGGUCAAUGGGACUGUGAUUAAUCCUGUUCCCUUAAAAUACUUCAGGCAGUUCCCUGGUCAUGUCGCAACUGGAUUUGUGUAUCUCAGUUCAACCACAGCUUCCAAUUGUUUCAAGUCUUCCCAUACAAAUUUCCAGAACAUCCUUUCUCAAUCACAAAUCAACUGCGAUGGUUUUGAUGCAUCCAAUGACCUCAUUUCAAGCUCUCUUUUGCAGUCAGGUGAAGAUGCAUGUUGGUUGUAUGAGGAUGAUAAGAGUAGGAAACAUGGGCCUCAUUCCCUUUUACAACUAUAUUCUUGGCAUCGCUAUGGGUAUCUUGCUGAUUCUGUUCUGAUACAUCAUACUGAAGACAGGUUUCGCCCCAUUAAAUUGCUGUCUGUUUUAAAUGCUUGGAAAGGUAGUCAAGCUUAUGCUGCUGAAAAUGAACGGGACUUAUCAAUGAACUUCAUAUCGGAUAUUUCUGAAGAAGUUUCUUCUCAGCUGCAUGCUGGGAUUAUGAAAGCAGCUCGUAGAGUUGUGCUAGAUGAAAUAAUCAGCAAUAUGAUCUCAGAGUUUGUUGCUGCAAAAAAGUCUCAGAGACAUCUAAUGGUUGAAUUAUUCAACCAGGAUGCUAAAAGUUUUCCUGAUAGAAAAAUGAUUGAAAAUGCCCCCGAAAUAAAAAUGCAGUGUAUUCCCAUGUUUGAGACGGCAGCCUCCCACAAUGUAUCGGACCAGCCAUGCAUUCAAGAAUCUACACGUGCUCCUGCAAGUAUAAAAUCUGUUGGAAGCAUUGAAAAUUUUUGGGGUUCUUAUACAGUUGUUUGUAAGAUGCUUUUUGACUACUGCAUGCAAGUUAUGUGGAAUGCUGUCUUCUAUGACAGUAUAGCCGAGUAUUCAUCUUCCUGGAGAAGGGGAAAACUUUGGUUUGGUCAGCCUAAUGUUAUGGUGUCUGCUACUGACUCCAGGGAUCAUGGCAACGAGACUGAAAAAGUAACAGAUAAGCCUCUCUUAUCUGGGAUGGAAUUGAUUGCUCAUGACAUUGAUUGUCCACCGGGUUUUGAACUGGCAACAGUUGCUGGAGUUGAUUCUGCAGAAAAGUCAUCUUCAUAUGUUGUGCAGCAAAUUUUAUCCAAACAGAAAAGCCAAUUGUGCAAUAAUGGCCCGUAUGAUGGCAUGGGAUGCAUCCUUGAAGGUGUUGAAAAUGAGCUCCAUUUAUCUAUGAAGGUGUUUAUGGCCAAGUAUGUUGACAAUCUUGUUAAAAGUGAAGCAAGAAGAGUGAUUGGUUUGGAAAAUGAUGACAAAUCGAAGGAAAAUCUUGAUGAAGAAGAAGCCGAGAAAUCAGUUAAUUUUUCAAUAGAUGAUGAAUUGAAAGAAUUUCAAAAGCUGCAAGACGCCGUUGGAUCUUCCAGUCAAUGCCAUCUUGCUUCAGAGUUUGAUACUUCAGACAUUUGUGGAGAGAAAAGAUUCAGUUCAAGCAGAAUGUCUGAUUUGUCUGGCAAUCUACAGAACCCAUUACAAUCUUGGACACCCAUUUGUCAGUCUGUGUCUGAAAAUUUGUAUGUUACAAGGCAGGAAACUUUCAUGGCUGGUGCAUUUAAGAGAUUGUUUGCUCAUUUAGGGGACGUAAUUGAUGAACAAGAAGUUGAUGAGCCACUACCUCCUGGACUUGAGGGUAAUGCUGGGACGCUUGUUCCAUCACACAUUUGUAAGUUUCGACCUUCAAGGUCAGAUGAGUGCAGCCCUAAGAUUGGAGAAUAUGUUGCCGUGGCAAUGUGUCGGCAGAAGCUCCAUGAUGAUGUACUAAGAGAGUGGAAAUCAUCUUUUAUUGAUGUUACUCUUUAUCAGUUUCUUAUAUCAUGGCGUAGUUUGAAGAAACGCCGUGAGGCUGAUAGCAAAGAGGAAAGGGCAUUUAGUGUAGGUAGGGAAAUUCUUGCUGCUUCUUCUGCCGUAGGAGAUAAGCUCAGGGAGAGGUCAAAGAAGUCUCAGAGUUCAGGCUCCUCAGAAGUAUCUUUAGUUACUGGUAAAUAUACAUAUUACCGCAAGAAAAAGUUGGUUCGUAAGAAGAUAGGAUCUACUCUGUCCACUAUUGUCAAUGGGUCACAGAAUCAUCCCGUUGAAAGGCCUCGGAAAAAAGAGGCUUCCAGAAAUUUGUUGGAUCAUGCAGAUCCAGAGCCAACUGCAGCCACUUCUGAAAAGGUUGGGGUAAAGAAAAGUGCAUCUCAAUCAUCUACUGUUUCUAGGUCAUCCAAAACCAUUGCUAAAAGUAGUUUGCUCAAUGAUCACUCAAUACCGAAGAGUGCAGGUGGUCACAAAAAAACCAAGGUUACCCCUGCUGUUCAAAAAAAUUUGGUCAGAGAAGGUGCAGUUCAAGUCUCCAGGGAGAGAGCAUCAACCUUUCGGAAUUGUGAUGUUAAGAAGGUUGUUGGCAGGACUAAUGGUAUUGUUGGAAGUGAAGUAGAGCUUACUAAUGCUUCCCGCAAGAAGACACUGAAAGCUCCCAAGGUGUCAAGGGUAAAAAGGAAGCAAUUAGCUAAUGAUGAGCCUUCAUUGCAUCCAACCAAGGUACAGAAAGUGGCAAAUUCUGCUAGCAAGCAUUCUUCUUCUAGAGGGAAUGCAGAUCGAACUACCCAUUCAAUUAGAUCCAGGACAGCAAAUUCCUGUCCCAGAUCUGAUGGAUGUGCGCGCUCUUCAUUUAAUGGCUGGGAGUGGCAUAAAUGGUCACUCAAAGCAAGUCCUGCAGAAAGAGCUCGUGUUAGAGGAAUUCAGUGUACACACAUGAAAUAUCCAGGCUCUGAGGUUAAUAAUAUGAUGCAGUCGUCAAACAGUAAAGGUCUUUCUGCAAGAACAAACAGAGUGAAGCUGCGCAAUCUUCUUGCUGCUGCAGAGGGUGCUGAUCUCUUAAAAGCAACUCAGUUGAAGGCAAGGAAAAAGCGUCUACGUUUUCAGCGAAGCAAGAUUCACGAUUGGGGUCUUGUUGCGCUUGAGCCAAUUGAGGCUGAGGAUUUUGUCAUUGAAUAUGUUGGAGAGUUGAUUCGGCCCCGGAUAUCUGAUAUACGUGAACGCUAUUAUGAGAAGAUGGGAAUUGGUAGCAGUUAUCUGUUUAGGCUUGAUGAUGGAUAUGUGGUUGAUGCUACAAAGCGUGGUGGGAUUGCUAGAUUUAUAAAUCAUUCUUGUGAGCCUAACUGUUACACAAAAGUUAUUAGUGUUGAGGGCCAGAAGAAGAUUUUCAUCUAUGCAAAACGGCACAUAGCAGCUGGUGAAGAAAUUACUUACAACUACAAGUUCCCUUUGGAGGAGAAAAAAAUUCCUUGCAACUGUGGUUCAAAGAAGUGUCGUGGAUCUUUAAACUAGGAUGCACACUUCCAAUAUGACAUCUGCAUGAUUCAUUUCUCAUUUUGUAAAGUCUGGAACAGUUGAUGCCAUAGGCUUGACAUGCCCUGAGGUAGAGGAGCUUGGAAUGUGUUCGCUUAAAGAUUCUCAAUGCCUUCCAGGACCCUGCUGCUAGAAAGUUUUGGUAGCUUGAUGUACCAAGAUGAGCUUUUGGCGAAGUACUUUGACAGGGUUAUGGUCAAAGUUAUCAAAUAGGAGUGGAUGAUGGGAUAAUGAACUUUUUGCAUCAAGUUUUUUGCCUACAUCUGGAAGAUGAAUUACUUACCCGUGUCAUCGUUGUUGUAUAUAACACUGUUGCAGAUGAGUUCCUCCUCUUAGAAUCUGUAAUCAGUUUGUUGAUUUCCUGCCUCUUGACAUUUUGGACUAUUAAGCUUUUGUACAAACAUGCAUUAUUUAUUCAUUUAGUCCAUAUUUGUCAUUUGUAUACCUCUUUGGUCGUGUUCUGGUGGUUGUGGGAAUUGUUGUGCCCUCAACUGCAAACAUGCUUGUUUAACAAAUUGAGAAGUGGAAAAUUUAAUCUUAUACCCUUUGACAAGCUACCAAA